GUGCUGGAGCCAUCGGCAGAGAGGACGAGCAAAGGAACCUGUUUGCGGAAAGGGGCUGCUGCAGGAGGCAGAGCCAUUUCCUCCACGUCGGGCAUGAUGUCUCUGGCAGUCCUGUCAGCGUGGACGUUGGAAAGUGCUGGUCCAGCUACCUGUGCCAGCAGAUCAGCUCCCCAUACCCUGACCUCCUGGGGGUCUCCAGACACUCCUCCAUGCUUGAUUUCCUUAGAAGCAAGAGGCCUGCCUGCGUGCGCGUGGAGCAGCUCUUGCUCUCCGAAGGCAUUCGGGAGGUGGAGGUGGUCAACAGCUGUCACUGCAGCAUGUGCCCUGAGGAACGUCUCUGUCUCCCAGCUCUGAAAACCUUUCCAGACUCUCUCUGGGAGGUCACAGUCGAUGUGGGGAAAUGCUCUGACCCGACCUACAGUGCAGAUGGACUUUUCUGCAUACCCACAAAGUUCAGCACCGCUCUAGUCAAAAACCCACAAGGCGGGGAGGUGGUUUGGAUGCUGGAGAACUGUGAAAUGAAGGAAAAAUGCUAUCGUGUUUCCCAGGUGGAAUAUUGUUAAGAAAUUGUGCACAACUCUGCAGGACGCAGGGAGGAACGGCUCAAG
Antrostomus carolinensis (chuck-will's-widow) is the source of this 608-nucleotide messenger RNA. RefSeq lists its product as uncharacterized. The annotation marks the transcript as partial. The transcript has 4 exons. Lineage: Eukaryota; Metazoa; Chordata; Aves; Caprimulgiformes; Caprimulgidae. The record is from RefSeq and is a predicted model, not a curated record.